AUGCUAUCGCUUCAGCUUCAACCAGAAACAUUCUUUUGGGUCGAUUCAACGACGGUCCUCCACUGGCUCAAAUCUGCUCCAUCAUCCUGGGUGACCUUCGUAGCGAACCGGGUGUCGAAGAUACAACUCGCCACCGAGAAUUGCUCCUGGAACCACGUUCCAGGAUAUGAAAACCCAGCAGACCUUCUAUCACGCGGCACGACAGCUGAAACUCUCCUCCAGUCCGACCUGUGGUGGCAUGGGCCUGAUUGGCUAAAAUGCGGCGCAGAUAAAUGGCCAACUCAACAACACAUUAGCCAAUACAAUUCUGAAGUCCUUCAAGAAGCACGAAAAACACCAAUUUCUGUCAUCACUGCAACUUCUACGGAGUCCUUCAUCAACGAUCUCACUGAGCGGUUUUCCUCAUUUCGCCGAAUGGUCAACACCAUUGCUUACUGUAGGCGAUUAAAACUCAAGAAAACCGAUCGUCCUAGCAGCACAAUAUUGUCUUGUGAGGAAAUCGAAGCAUCCGAAAAUGCACUCAUUUCACUUGUCCAACAGCAGGAGUUCAGCAGCGAAUGGUCACAGCUACAACAAGGCAAACCUGUCCCAACAAAGUCCCGACUCAGAUGGUUCCAUCCGUUUCUGUCUGAAUCUCGAGUCAUUCGGAUUGGGGGCAGGCUCAGUCAUGCAACGUUACCCUACAACACCAGACAUCAAAUCCUGCUACCAGGCACACACCGUUUUUCCAAGCUCCUAGUUCAACAUCACCAUGCGAAACAUCUACACGCUGCACCGCAGCUUCUCAUCAGCUUACUUCGAACCCAGUAUUGGAUAAUAGGGGCCAGGGACUUAGCGAAGCGAGUCGUGCAUGCCUGCGUGAUUUGCUUCAGAGCCCGUCCAAAACAACUAGAGCAGUUCAUGGGUGACUACCAGCCAAUCGCGUGA
Messenger RNA from Uranotaenia lowii, 927 nucleotides. RefSeq lists its product as uncharacterized. The coding region runs from base 1 to 927 and encodes 308 amino acids. The record is from RefSeq and is a predicted model, not a curated record. The transcript has a single exon. Lineage: Eukaryota; Metazoa; Arthropoda; Insecta; Diptera; Culicidae.